Schistosoma rodhaini is the source of this 669-nucleotide messenger RNA. The record is from the annotation of a GenBank genome assembly. NCBI's taxonomy places the organism in Eukaryota, Metazoa, Platyhelminthes, Trematoda, Strigeidida, Schistosomatidae.
AUGGUGAAUCGGAAACAUCAUUCAACAUUGAAUAUGAAGAAAUACAUUGUAGGAAAAUUUGAAAAUGGUAAGAAAAAUCUUUCAACAUAUACAUGUACAUACAUAUCUAUUAUUCAUAUGAUAUAUGCUGAAAUCAGUUCAAAUGAUACUAAUGUUACUAAUAAUACUACCCCUCCUCCUCCUUCUCCUCCUACUAAUACUACUACUACUACUACCACUACUACUACUACCACUACUACUACUACCACUACUACUACUACCACUACUACUACUACUACUACUACUACUACUACUACUACUACUACUACUACUACUACUACUACUACUACUACUACUACUACUACUACUACUACUACUACUACUACUACUACUACUACUACUACUACUACUACUACUACUACUACUACUACUACUACUACUACUACUACUACUACUACUACUACUACUACUACUACUACUACUACUACUACUACUACUACUACUACUACUACUACUACUACUACUACUACUACUACUACUACUACUACUACUACUACUACUACUACUACUACUACUACUACUACUACUAAUAAUAAUAAUAAUAAUAAUAAUAAUAAUAGAGUAAUGAAAAACUCAAUUCCAAUUAGAUUCCCCUUAAUAGAUUUUUCGUAUUACAUUUUUCAUCUCUAA